Phasianus colchicus (ring-necked pheasant) is the source of this 2500-nucleotide messenger RNA. RefSeq names its product cyclin G1 (gene CCNG1). The record is from RefSeq and is a predicted model, not a curated record. Lineage: Eukaryota; Metazoa; Chordata; Aves; Galliformes; Phasianidae.
GCGGUGCGGUGAGGGGCGCAUGGCAGCGUGCGGGCGGGCGGGGCUCGGCGCCCGGUCGGGCGAGAGUUGUGUAGGGUAAACUCGCGGCGUCACGCGCGGCGCCUCGGGGCCCUCCUCCGGCUGAAGGGAGCGGCGAGGCGGCGACGAGAUGAUCGAGACGCUGGUGAGCAGCGAUGCCCGCGCGCUGCUGUACCGCCUGACGGCUCUGCUGGAGCAGGAGCCGCGCUGCCAGCCCAAGGGCUCGGGCCUGAGGCUGAUCGAGUCCGCCCAUGACAACGGCCUCCGAAUGACCGCGAGGCUGCGAGACUUCGAAGUGAAGGAUCUGCUCAGCCUCACUCAGUUCUUCGGCUUCCACACGGAGACCUUCUCGCUGGCCGUCAACUUCUUAGACAGGUUCUUGUCCAGAAUGAAGGUACAGCCUAAACACUUGGGCUGUGUUGGACUGAGCUGUUUCUACCUGGCUGUGAAGGCAACAGAAGAAGAGAGAAAUGUUCCCUUAGCCACCGACUUAAUUCGAAUAAGCCAAUAUAGGUUCACUGUUUCUGAUAUGAUGAGAAUGGAGAAAAUCGUACUGGAGAAGCUUUCUUGGAAAGUCAAAGCAACAACAGCCUUCCAGUUUCUGCAGCUUUAUUAUUCGCUCAUUCAUGAGAAUUUAAGCUGUGAAAGGAAAAGAUACCUUAAUUUUGAGAGACUUGAGACCCAGCUUAAGGCAUGUCACUGCAGAAUCAUGUUUUCUAAAGCUAAGCCUUCUGUUUUAGCACUGUCUAUUAUGGCAGUAGAGAUAGAAGAACAAAAACUACUGGAGUUGACAGAGGCAUUGGAAUUUCUGCAGUUGCAUUCCAAGAUAAACAACAGAGAAUUGACCUUCUGGAAGGAAUUGGUGUUGAAGUGCCUUACAGAAUAUUCCUCAAGCAAGUGUUCCAAACCAAAUGUCCAGAAAUUAAAAUGGAUCGUGUCUGGACGUACAGCACGGCAGCUUAAGCAUAGCUAUUAUAGAAUAACACACCUUCCUACAAUUCCAGAAAUCAGCUCAUAAUAGGAGUACAAUAAAAGGAGAGAAUCAGCCUGAAACCUGUUCACAGCAGAUGAAGAUUCAAGAAACAUCUUAAUGAAGAACUUGACUUUUGCAAGAAUAUAUAGUGGUUCAGACUAGAAUUCCUUGCAGCAAAUGUUCUUUUCCAUGAUGACUAUGAUACCUAAUGUUAGCUUUUGAUCUUACUUACUAGACGAUUUACUAUUUGAGCAGUAAAAUGUCACAAUACUGAUGCAAAGAAUUUAAUACCUUAUAGUUCGUAGGGCAGCUUGUGUAAUCUAACUUUGUUUUACAGCAAGUGCAGGUGCAAAAUUAUAUAUUAGAUUGAAAAAAUGUGGUUCAUUUUCCAAAGACUACUUGACACUAGGUAAACAUAUGCAGUAGCACAGUGCUUCAGUGUCUCAGGCAAACUAAAGACCAUCUUACUCAAUAUUGAUAGGAAUAACAAAUGUUCAUCAGCCCACCUGACAUGCUGUUUGAAUAGCAGCAUGCACCUGUGUUCAUACAGGGCAGGGUGCUCACCUUUACUGUGGAUACAAAAUGAAAAUAAGGUUUUGUGAUGCCUGUGGUGUAGUCAUUAACGUCAGUGCAUCAGUAACAUCGGUAUUAUAUAAGAAGUGUGGUUUGCUGAGAUUAUGGAUGAGGGCAAGUGUAUGGAAACUUCAUAAUACCUAGUGAUGGCUGGGGAGAAAGCACCACAGCACCUGCUCCAAAUUGGGUAUGAGUUUGCCAGGGUUCCACUGUACAAAGAGUAAAUGCUGAUACAGAACAAGAGGGACAAGCACAGUCAGAAAUGUUCAACCUUCACUGUGCUCCUACUUACAGGCUAUUCAACAUUAGGAAAACAUGAAGACUUGCAACCAUAGUCUGUUUAACAGUAAGCUUACUAAGUAAAAUUGCUGUUUUUCCCUGAAGGUUAAGUCAGUACUUGAAGUGUAUCGUGCUGCUGGUACUAAUGUGAAAGUGAACAAGAAGAAUAUGUUAUUGUAUGUAAGAUGGAUGAGGAUUUGGGGGAAUGUUGCUUAUGACUCCUUGAAUUCUGUUAAGAACCGGUUGGUGUAUGAAUGGAGUCAGUGGAGAAGGAAGGAAUCUGCACGUUUUGAAUACUCUGUGGACUUACCAGGCUAGCCUACCAAAUCCAUCUCCUUUAUGGUAAUAAUGGAUGAGGAGAUUAUUCUUCACUUAUCUCAAACUAGUUAAACUUCUCACAGAAAACUACAUACCAAAGCUCUGUCCUGGACAAAUCAGGCUUUCUCAUAAACUCAUGGGAAUGGUUAUGCUGCAUAAUAUUGAAUUGUGUUUUCCAUCCACCAGUGCAAUGCAUGCAUUGUGCUGAAAGGAACACAGGUGAUGUAUACAAAUGGGUGGUCAGCUUACUGGGAGAGAGCAAGAUGCAGCAUGCAGUUGUGCUGGUAUUGUCAUGUCUCAAGAUAUGUACCUUUCAAUUAAAGACUGAAAUGCAGAAAA